GCGACUGGCGCGAGAUCAGGGGCACGGUCAUUCUAUCUCUAUGGAAACGCAGCGCUGACUGUCAGAGGUGAGUGGAUGAAAAGGUGACAGCGGCGCUUUUGGAUGCGUUACGCACGCGAAACCCUGGGUUCUUCGCUUUGUGUCAAGAUCGCACAAACAAGCUGGCGUAAUUUCUCCAAUAGUAGCUCACUAUCGUUCCUCUGAAUCUAAUCUGGUAAAGAAGGAACCUCCGGAACGUGAACAUGCCUCUGGCACAACUAGUUGACCCUUGGCGCAAGAUGACAAUCGGGAGUGCGGCGAGCGAGACUGAGCCCCAUCACGCCUUGGAGGACUGCAUGGGAGAAGAUGAAAACCUGCUUUGUCAAGAAGAAGUGUCUGUUAAAGAGAUCAGCAUCACACACCAUGUGAAAGAAGGCUCAGAAAAGGCCGACCCACAACAGUUCGAGCUCCGCAAGGUGCUUGGACAGGGCUCCUUUGGAAAGGUAUUUUUGGUGAAGAAAACAACAGGCCCUGAUGCAGGACAGCUUUAUGCAAUGAAAGUGCUGAAGAAAGCCACUCUGAAAGUACGAGACCGGGUCAGGACCAAGAUGGAGCGGGACAUCCUGGUAGAGGUUAAUCAUCCCUUUAUAGUUAAGCUACACUAUGCAUUCCAGACUGAAGGAAAGCUCUAUCUGAUUCUGGACUUUUUAAGAGGCGGGGAUCUUUUUACUCGACUGUCAAAAGAGGUGAUGUUCACAGAGGAGGAUGUGAAGUUUUAUCUGGCUGAACUGGCUUUGGCUCUGGACCAUCUGCAUGGACUGGGCAUCAUCUACAGAGACCUCAAACCAGAGAACAUUCUACUGGAUGAGGAUGGCCACAUAAAGCUGACAGAUUUCGGACUCAGUAAAGAGUCAAUUGAUCAUGAAAACAAAGCGUACUCUUUCUGCGGGACGGUAGAGUAUAUGGCACCAGAGGUGGUGAACCGAAGAGGACACACUUACAGUGCUGACUGGUGGUCUUAUGGUGUACUCAUGUUUGAAAUGCUAACUGGAACGCUGCCUUUCCAAGGCAAGGACCGCAAGGAAACCAUGACUAUGAUUCUGAAGGCCAAGCUUGGAAUGCCUCAGUUUCUGAGCUCAGAAGCUCAAAGUCUCCUCAGAAGCCUUUUCAAACGAAACCCUUCCAAUAGAUUAGGUGCUGGUCCAGAUGGAGUCGAAGAGAUAAAGAGACACCCGUUUUAUGCUACCAUUGACUGGAAUAAAUUAUUUAGAAGAGAGCUUUACCCACCCUUCAAACCUGCCUCUGGUAGACCAGACGACACAUUCUACUUUGACCCAGAAUUCACAGCAAAAUCUCCCAAAGACUCGCCAGGUGUACCACCUAGUGCCAAUGCCAAUCAGCUCUUCAGAGGGUUUAGUUUUGUGGCAAUAAGCUCAGAAGAGGAGUCUCAACCCCUGCAGAGCAACAGUAUGAGCUCUGUAGUUCAGCUGCUCCACAGAAACGUGUCUCAGUUCACUGACUCAUACGAGGUGAAGGAGGAUAUAGGAGUUGGCUCGUAUUCCAUCUGCAAACGCUGCAUACAGAAAAGCACUGGCAUGGAGUACGCAGUGAAGAUUAUCAAUAAAGCUAAAAGGGAUCCAACAGAGGAGGUGGAAAUCCUGUUACGCUAUGGACAACAUCCAAAUGUAAUUACCCUGAAAGACGUAUAUGAUGAUGGGCGCUCAGUGUAUCUGGUGACAGAGCUGCUGAAGGGUGGAGAGCUGCUGGAUAAGAUCCUCAAACAGAAGUUCUUCUCAGAAAGGGAGACCAGUGCUGUGUUGUACACCAUCUCAAAGACUGUGGAGUACCUCCAUGCUCAAGGGGUGGUUCACAGGGAUCUGAAGCCCAGUAACAUCCUUUAUGUUGAUGAAUCUGGGGAUCCUGAGUCCAUCCGGAUCUGUGACUUUGGCUUUGCCAAGCAGUUAAGAGCUGAAAACGGACUGCUGAUGACACCCUGUUAUACUGCAAAUUUUGUGGCUCCAGAGGUGCUGAAGAAACAGGGUUAUGAUGCUGCCUGUGACAUCUGGAGUUUAGGUGUCCUUCUAUACACAAUGUUAACUGGAUUUACUCCAUUUGCUAAUGGCCCAGAGGACACACCUGAAGAGAUUCUGGCUCGAAUCGGCAGUGGGAAGUUUUCUCUCACAGGUGGAUACUGGAAUUCUGUUUCAUCUGAGGCCAAGGACUUGGUGUCUAAGAUGUUGCAUGUAGACCCCCAUCAGAGACUAACAGCUGCACAAGUGUUAAGACAUCCCUGGAUCAUCCACAAAGACCAGCUUCCCAAAUACCAGCUAAACAGACAGGAUGCCCCCCAUUUGGUGAAGGGGGCGAUGGCUGCUACCUACUCGGCCUUGAAUAGGAAUGUUCCUCCAGUGCUGGAGCCCGUGGGCUGCUCUGUUCUCGCUCAGCGCAGGGGGGUAAAAAAACUGACCUCCACUGCUCUAUGAGCACAUACAUACCACAUCCAACCUCUAGUUUGGUUUGAGCAAAGCCUAAUCUCGGCUUGCUUGCUGCAGUGCCCACCUUGCGACAAGGCCUUGGAUCCUAGCGUAGGUUCUGAGGACCCCUGGUGGACAAUCAAAAUCUUCCUUCUCUUGUUAAAACGAGGGCAAACUAAAUUGUUUUGCCUGUACAGUUAUUGCUGCCUCCAAACCUCUGAAGUAUCAGGACAGUUCUGUGGACUUCAUCUGAGUAACAGUAUCAUUCAUGAAUAUAAACCUGUAAAUAUGCUGUAUAUCAGCUAUUAUAUAAAGCUAAGUAUUUCAUGUAUUCAUAGAGGGUGGGGAUUUUACAGAGUAAACUUUUGAUAUUGUAACAAAUUCCAACAGAUACAUGUGCCGAAGUGUGCACACAGUUGAGAAAAGCUCCAGUUGUAUGGGGGUGUUGUAUGUGGGGAAAGUUAUGUGCUUUCAAAUCAUCACUGAAUAGUCCAAGUAUAUUGUAUUGUGCUCUUACUUAAAUCUACUGCACUUGUCCCCUAUCUCAAAUCAUGAAAGCCACUGUCCCACCACUACUUUACUUUUUCCUAUUUAUCCUUUAACAAAAAAAACUGAAAGUCCUCUAAGCAGACCUGCAUUCACUUUUGGGUGCACUAUCCCCUUGUGUUGUUUCACACCCACUUAUUGUCAUCUGUGGCACAAAAAAGAUGAUGUUAGGCAGAAUGACAGCUUCAGUCACCCUUCAUUUUUAUUGUAUGGAAAAAAGAUGCAAUUAAAUUGGAUGGUAACUGAGGUUAACUUUCUGCCCAUCUCCUUUUGUGUUCCACAGAAGAAAGUCAGUCACACAGAACAACAUGAGUGUGAAUAAAAGACAGCAUUGUCUUUCUGGUUGAACUGUUCCUUUAAGAUAUGUUUUUUUACAGGACAACAAUGUGAAAUGGCCCAAAGCACAAAAUUGCAAUGGAGGCCACCGCUGCUGUAAGCAGCAAAGAAUGUCAAAUAGAAAACUCAGGUGAAAUGCAAUACAUAAAUAAGCUGGAAAGGAAAAUGUAUACAGCUGUAUCGCCUCACCUAAAAACCUGCUGACCUGUGUAAUUGUUGUAUGUAGGAAGGUUUUGCUCAGAAAUAUAUGUAGUGACUUUUUGAAGUGACUACUCGCAGCCUUAGACAUAUUUUUAUAAAUGUGCAUGGGCAAGAUGCUAUAUUAGCUUGUAGCUCUGUGGAAGUUUAUGAGCAUGACUGAGGAAGUUUCCCCCCUCUUUUUGACAACUUAUUUUAAUUCCUUUAAGUUUUUUUUUUUUUUUCUUAAAAUCAAGUUUAAACAUUGUUGUACAUUUUCUUUUCAUCUCAGUUGUAUUAUUCCUGUCUUGGAAGAGUGUUGGAAAAAUGUUGCUGUCCAUGUAAGCAAGCUGCUAUCCUGUUCUUUCAUUUUGUACAUG
This is a messenger RNA of Xyrauchen texanus (razorback sucker), 3892 nucleotides long. RefSeq names its product ribosomal protein S6 kinase alpha-3. Gene Ontology annotation, molecular function: ribosomal protein S6 kinase activity; ATP binding; magnesium ion binding. Bases 243 to 2462 code for a protein of 739 amino acids. Gene Ontology annotation, biological process: intracellular signal transduction; protein phosphorylation. NCBI's taxonomy places the organism in Eukaryota, Metazoa, Chordata, Actinopteri, Cypriniformes, Catostomidae. The transcript has 22 exons. The record is from RefSeq and is a predicted model, not a curated record.